AUGGUGCAUGCAGGAGCCGCCACCAACCUCUCCGACUCCGCCAGCCAGCACGACCCCUCCGACCCUGCCAGCCGCCACCAACCCCUCCGACUCUGUCAGCCAGGGCCGACCCCUCCGACUCUGCCAGCCGGCACCAACCCUCCGACUCCGCCAGCCAGAACCGACCCCUCCGACUCUGCCAGCCGGCACCGACCCUCCGACUCCGCCAGCCAGGACCGACCCCUCCGACUCCGCCAGCUGGCACUGACCCUCCGACUCCGCCAGCCAGAACCAACCCCUCCGACUCUGCCAGCCGGCACUGACCCCUCUGACUCCGCCAGCCGCCACCAACCUCUCCGACUCCGCCAGCCAGCACGACCCCUCCGACCCUGCCAGCCGCCACCAACCCCUCCGACUCUGUCAGCCAGGGCCGACCCCUCCGACUCUGCCAGCCGGCACCGACCCUCCGACUCCGCCAGCCAGGACCGACCCUCUGACUCCGCCAGCCGGCACCGACCCCUCCGACUCUGCCAGCCGGUACCAACCCCUCCGACUCCGCCAGCCGGCAAUGACCCUCCGACUCCGCCAGCCAGGACCGACCCCUCCGACUCCUCCAGCCAGCACCAACCUCUCUGA
Molecule: messenger RNA, 615 nt
Organism: Bufo gargarizans (Asiatic toad)
Lineage: Eukaryota; Metazoa; Chordata; Amphibia; Anura; Bufonidae
Product: proline-rich receptor-like protein kinase PERK9
Exons: 2
Coding region: 1-615 (204 amino acids)
Source: RefSeq, a predicted model, not a curated record